AUGCAUCAAGCUGAUAGGGUCAAACUACAAUUUGGCCAUUUACAAAGGAUACCUGAAGAAGCUCGAUGCUUGGCUGAACACCAUAAAAUGACAACAUUAAAAGCGCGUCGACAUGCAUAUACCACAUUAUACUCUGAUGAACAAAAUUGUUGGUUGCAUCGAGAAUUGUUUACGUUGGAUGGAGAUCAAUUACAAACAGAGGAGAAACCGUCAAAAGAGUACAUGCAAUGGUAUCACUCACUUCCACAUAGAUAUGCAUCGUACGAACAAUUUCUCACUGACCCUUGCCAAAAUCAAUAUGCCUCUACUCAGGCAAGUGGCUCUCAACAAACUCACCACUCACAACAUUCUCAGCCUCCCCAACCCCAAUCCUUCCAACAACAAACUCCUCACUUUUCCCAACAUCAAACACCCAUCCCCCAUUAUCCUGAACAACAAACUUUUAACCCACAUUUAUCUCAACUACAAACUCCUGCCCCUUAUUUUUACCAAAAUCAAACCUUUAACACCCAAUACCCGCAAUCUCACUCCCAACCAAAUUACAUUUAUGAAUCCCAACAACCACAAUUUUAUAAUAGGCCAACUACACAAUUCACACUCAUCAUGCGACCAAACUUCGAUUCCUCCUCCUCCCAACAUAACCCGCCAUAUUUUCCAACCAUGUGUCCGCCACAACAGCCGCAAUAUAAUUUGGGCGAAGAUCUUAACGUCAGUGAUUAUGAUUUACUGCAAAGUAUUUGGUCUCCUCCACAAGCUACCGCUCCUACUCAAGAUAAUCCUCCAACAUCAGAUGCAACACAACAAAAUCCUCUAACAACAGAGACCGAAGAACAAUUCCUCCAACAACAGAGACCGGAGAACAAUAUGGUUUUGGUCAUCGUGCUCCGCGACCGCGUCAUUGUUUUACCGGUACUCGUUUAG
Messenger RNA from Vicia faba (fava bean), 921 nucleotides. NCBI's taxonomy places the organism in Eukaryota, Viridiplantae, Streptophyta, Magnoliopsida, Fabales, Fabaceae. The record is from the annotation of a GenBank genome assembly.